GUAGACUCCCGCUUCAUCUUAGCCAUCUUAGCCGUGGCUAUGCAAGAGUCGAGUGCAUGCGUUCGUGCACCAUCCACCCCGGGGGUUCACAGUAAUCCGGGCAUCAUGCAAAGCGACCAGGGUCAGGGUACGUGUAAUUCGAAUGGUACCAUACUGCUGCCUUGUCCCUACGCCAGCAUAUACCAGAUGGUGUAUGACGGAACUGCUGGGUCCCGAUAUGACGCGGUCAGUUUGGUGAAGAUGUUGAAUGUCGCCUCGUCUAUGGCGUCGGACAACCCAGCACAGACAUACUACCAAGGCGCCCGGCUUUACAACUCUGGACCGUACAGCCUCCAGAAUACGACAGACCUGGGGUCACCAGGGUCGACACGAUGCUAUGCAAGCGACGUCGCCAAUUGCCUUUAGGAUGGGUAGAUGGGCCUAAUUACUGCCCGUUGGACGAUGACAGUUCUCAG
Exophiala aquamarina CBS 119918 is the source of this 455-nucleotide messenger RNA. RefSeq lists its product as uncharacterized. Lineage: Eukaryota; Fungi; Ascomycota; Eurotiomycetes; Chaetothyriales; Herpotrichiellaceae. The transcript has a single exon. Bases 40 to 405 code for a protein of 121 amino acids. The record is from RefSeq and is a predicted model, not a curated record.